UUUCCGGUGUUGUGAAUGUGUCUGGAAAGAUGGCGGUCAGCAUCCGAGGCCGUCCUAUCCGGAGUAUACGGAUGCGAGGACGGAAUGACAGCGGGGAGGAAAACGUACCGCUCGAUCUCACCAGAGACCCCGCCGACAACCUGCGCGAAAUCCUUCAGAAUGUGGCGAAGCAGCAAGGCGUCUCCAACAUGCGGAAACUGGGCCACCUAAACAACUUCAUCAAGCUCCUCUUUAAUGUAGGCCACUCCGAGGACAAGUUUGGCUUCACUUAUGAAGAAAUCAUCAUCUGCUUGCGGUUGGCCCUGCUGAACGAGGCCAAGGAGGUGCGUGCUGCUGGCCUCCGAGCGCUCCGCUACUUGAUCCGAGACACCGCCAUCCUCCAGAAGGUCCUGCGUCUGCAGGUGGACUACCUGAUCGCCAGAUGCAUAGACAUCCAGCAGAGCAACGAGGUGGAGCGAACACAGGCUCUGCGCCUGGUGCGCAAGAUGAUCACUGUGAACGCUCUAGUCUUCCCGAGCUCAGUCACUAACUCCCUCAUCGCCGUGGGCAACGAUGGACUGCAGGAAAGAGAUCGCAUGGUGCGAGCCUGUAUAGCCAUCAUCUGCGAGCUGGCACUGAAAAACCCAGAGGUGGUGGCCCGUCGUGGGGGCCUGAGCACCAUCCUGAAGAGCGUGAUCGACUGCCAGCUGAGCCGCAUCAACGAGGCGCUCAUCACCACCAUCCUGCACCUGCUCAACCACCCCAACACGCGCCAGUACGUGCGGCCUGACGUCGAGCUGGAGCAAAUCCUCGCACCUUACACAGACUUCCACUACAGACACAACCCUGACACAUCGGAGGGACAGCUCAAAGAGGACAGAGAGGCUCGUUUUCUGGCGAGUAAGAUGUCCAUUGUGGCCUCCUUUCGCUCCUGGUCAGGCAUCAUUAACCUCUGUAAAUCAGGCAACUCUGGAAUCCAGUCCCUGAUUGGCCUGCUCUGUAUACCAAAUAUGGAAGUGAGGAGAGGGUUGCUGGAGGUCAUGUACGACAUCUUCAGACUCCCUGUUCCCGUCGUCACACAGGACUUUAUCGAGGCACUGCUCAGUGUGGAUCCCAGCAGGUUCCAGGACAGCUGGAGACUCUCUGAUGGCUUUGUGGCCUCAGAGGCCAAAAUGAUUCUCCCUCAUCGAGCGCGGUCAAGACCAGACUUGAUGGACAACUACCUUGCUUUGGUACUAUCUGCCUUCAUUAGAAGCGGACUCCUGGAGGGUCUGAUCGAAGUGAUCACUAGCAGUGAUGACAGCAUCUCAGUACGAGCUACCAUUCUCUUGGGAGAACUUUUGCACAUGGCCAACACUAUUCUCCCACACUGCCAUAGCCACCACUUGCACUGUCUACCAGCCCUCAUAAACAUGGCUGCCUCCUUCGACAUCUCCCAGGAGAAGCGACUACGUGCAAGUGCUGCCGUGAACUACCUGAAGCGCUUCCAUGAGAAGAAGAAGCGCGGCCCGAAGCCCAACAGCCUGUAUCUGGACCACAUCAUCCGCAAGUCCGUGGCGCCGCACUACUGCAGAGAGCAGCAGCUCCGGCCCCAGAGAGACAUCUUCAGCAUCAAAGACACUGAGGAGGCGCUGAUGGCUAACCUGAGGGACAGCCACAUCCUCAUCCACAAACAGAACCUGGACUGGAACUGGGUCCUCAUCAGCACCAUACUCAAGUGGCCAAAUGUAAACCUGCGGACCAACAAAGAUGAGCCGAUGCACAAGUUUGUGCGGCGGCUGCUGUUCUUCUACAAGCCCAGCAGUAAGUUGUAUGCCAGCCUGGAGCUGGACCACAGCAAGGCCAAGCAGCUGACCGUGGUGGGCUGCCAGUUCAUUGAGUUCCUGCAGGAGUCAGAGGAGGAUGGGCAGGGUUAUCUGGAGGAUCUGGUGAAGGACAUUGUCCAGUGGCUGACAUCGUCGUCGGGUCUGAAGCCGGACCGCAGUCUCCAGAGCAACGGGCUGCUGAACACGCUCAGCCAGCACUACUUCCUGUUCCUGGGCACCCUCUCGUCCCAUCCUAACGGCGUCAAGAUGCUUGAGAAAUGUGGCGUAUUCCAGUGUCUGUUGAACCUCUGCUCUCUGAAGAACCAGGACCACCUGCUGAAGUUGACCGUGUCUACGCUGGACUACGGUCGCGAUGGCCUGGCUCGGGUCAUCCUGUCCAAGAUCCUGACCGCAGCCACCGAUAACUGCCGUCUAUAUGCCACCAAGCACCUGCGCGUUCUCCUACGCGCCAACGUGGAGUUCUUCAGCAACUGGGGCAUCGAGCUGCUGGUCACCCAGCUUCAUGACCGCAACAAGGCCAUCUCUAUGGAGGCGCUGGACAUCCUGGACGAGGCCUGCGAGGACAAGGCGAAUCUACAUGCACUUAUUCAGAUGAAACCAGCACUUACCCACCUGGGCGACAAGGGCGUAUUGCUGCUUUUACGGUUCUUGUCUAUCCCAAAGGGCUUCUCCUACCUCAAUGAGCGGGGAUAUGUGACAAAGCAGCUGGAGAAAUGGCAGAAGGAGUAUAAUCUGAAAUAUGUGGACCUGAUUGAGGAGCAACUAAAUGAAGCUCUCACUACCUACCGCAAACCAGUUGAUGGAGACAACUACGUACGCCGCAGCAACCAAAGGUUACAGAGGCCAAAUGUUUAUCUGCCAGUGCACUUGUAUGGGCAACUCGUCCAUGAUAAGACCGGCUGCCACCUAUUGGAAACCCAGAAUGUGGUUCCUGACCUAAGCUAUACGGUGAGAUCGCCUGUGCUGGACAAAUGGGAAGGCAUCAAGCAGCUGAAGGCAGCUCUCUGGGCACUGGGUAACAUUGGUUCGUCUAACUGGGGCUUGAACCUCCUUCAGGAGGAGAAUGUCAUCCCGGAUAUCGUUGCUCUGGCCCAGCACUGUGAGGUUUUGUCAAUCCGAGGGACCUGCCUGUACGUGCUGGGCCUCGUCUCCAAGACCAAGCAGGGCUGCGAGCUGCUCAAGCAGCAGGGCUGGGACGCGGUGCGACACAGCCGCCGGCAGCCGUGGCCCGUGGUGCCCGACGAGGUGGUGGAGCAGCAGCACCAGGUGCACCAGCACCAGCAGCAGCAGCAGCAGCAGCACCACCUCCUGCCCACCAGCCUGCUCUCCUCCGGGCCCAGCACACUCAGCCUCAACUCGGAGUCGACCAGCUCGCGGCACAACAGCGAGAGCGACUCCACUCAGCCCAGCAUGUAUAUUCUGGACGAUGAGAAGCUAGAUGUGUCUGACCUGGCAGAGGAGCAGCCGCUCUACAUGCGGCCCAAGCUUCUGAAGGACCGCAGCCCUUUCACCAUCCUGGCCUCCAGUCGCUUUGUGCGCAACCGCUUCCUCAUCUCCCUGUCGGGCAAGAAGCUGCGCAGCACCAGCGACCCCAAGGGCAGCGGCCUGGGCAAGACCCAGUCGGAGCCCAAGCUGGGCGGCCUGAGGCGCAACCGCACCGUCACCGAGCCGUCGGCGUACUCGCCGGGCAGCGGAGGCGGCGACGUGUUCAGUCCCGUCUUCCCUCCGUCAGACGGGCAGCUGAUGCCACGCAGCCCCACGGUCAGCUUGGAGACGUCCUUCGUGGGCAACAAGGCUGGCGAGAACCAGGGCAGCACGCCUAGCAUCAGUGAGCUGGAGGAGCGGCCGCCCAAGUCCAGCAGCGGCGGAGUGGGCGAGGCGGGGGUUACCGCGGCGACGGUGCCACCGGUGAUGGAGCAGACGAGCCGGGAGAGACUGGCGGGGGGCGACGGGCCGGGCGGCGGGGGGGUGCACUUCAAGAGCCGCAGCCAGAGCUUCAACACGGACACGACCACCAGCGGCAUCAGCUCCAUGAGCUCCAGCCCGUCGCGUGAGACGGUGGGCGGCCCCGACUACCCGGGCAGCGGCGGCACCACCACCACCACCGCGUCGUCCUCGUCGGCGGCAGGCGACACGGACUGCGCCAGCCUGGCCACGGUGGUGAGCGCGCACACGCUCCAGACCCUCCAGUCCCUCCGGACGCCGCCGGCGGCGCGGUCCGACCACCUGUCGCUGUCCAAGUCCAGCUCGGUGCUGCUGGCGCCGCCAGGCUCCUCACACACGCUGCCCCGCCGCGCCCAGUCGCUCAAGUCGCCGUCGGUGGGCGCCAUCGCCAGCCUGACGGACUGCAGCAGCAGCAGCAGCUUCAUGUACACCAGCCCGCGCGACGCGCUGGGCUACGCCACGCUCAAGCGGCUGCAGCAGCAGCGUCUCCACGCCUCGCUCUCCCACAGCGAGGCGCUCGCAUCGCCCGCCAAGGACGUGCUCUUCACCGACACCAUCACCAUGAAGACGGGCAGCCUGGACUCCAGGCUCACACCACGCAGGUACACUAAAAAGCGCUUCAGCUGCCUGGGCCAAGGCUCAGCAGGGGGCCCCCGCAGGCAGCCCAGACUGCCCCUCCCACGGUUCCUGAAGGCCCUGAGUUUUGCCUCUCUGGAUAAGGAGGACCUGCUCAGCCCCAUCAGUCAGACGACCCUCCAGCGUUCCUCCUCGGUGCGCUCCAUGGUGUCCAGUGCCUCCUACGGCAGCUUGGACGACUACAUCGGUCUGGCCCUGCCUGUGGACCUCAACAACAUGUUCCAGAUCAAAGAGACGCCAUAUUUCCAGAAGAGAACAAGCCCACCAUCUGAGGACCGAUCAGCCAAGUUUUUUGCUGGAGAAUCUGAUGGUCCCAGUGAAGGCUCUCGGCACGCUGUGCUACGCUCCCAGCUGAGCAUUACGGAGCUGAUGUCGGUGAGCCGGGCUGACCAGCAGCAGCUGCUGGACCUGGAGGAGACGGGUCUGCAGGAGCACAGCGAGGACAACUGCCUCUACUGCGUGGGGCUGCAGGUGCUGGGCUGCAGCGCCAACAACUCCAGCUCCACCACCCCCAACCGACCAGAAUACGCUGACGUACCAUACUCUGAGUGGUGCACACAGCCCAUCCAUAACCAGCUGGAGGUGAUGCCCCAGUCCAAGUUCUCUGGAGUGUCAGGCUGUAGCGAUGCUGUGUCCCAGGGUUCAGUGGGCAGCACCCGCAGCACAGAGCUGGUGUUGGGGGUGAAGUCCAUCCCUGAGGAUGCGCCAGCCUGUAGGGUCCUGCUCAGGAAGGAGGUCCUGCGGCUGGUCAUAAACCUCAGCUCCUCGGUGGGGACAAAGGGCCACGAGACUGGACUCCUCACGAUUAAGGAGAAGUUCCCAUAUGCGUUCGAGGACAUCUGCCUGUACUCGGAGGUGUCCUACCUCCUGGCCCACUGCAUGUUCAGGCUGGCCUCCCGCCGCUUUAUCCAGGAGCUCUUCCAGGACGUGCAGUUCACGCCGCUGUACGAGGAAGCCGAGAGCAUCCUGUCCAUGCCGCCAAAGCUCGGCACGGUAGAGCCCUCUGCCAAAUCGUGAAUCCUCCAGCCUCAGCCCCACCCCAACCCCUUGUGUCCUGCCUGGUCCACCCUCCUCGCUCCCUCUGCUCUGUCUUCUUUGCAGGCGCGGUGUCCAGUCUACACCACACCAUGCCACCCCACCCACCCACCUCCUCCUCCAGCCUCCCAAUCUUCUCCUUCUUAUCCAAAGCCUGGGAGCACUUGUUACUGCACUACUAAGGUUCCAGGCUAACGAUAAGGCUAGAUGGACAGAGACAAUGAUGGAGGAUGGAUUAUUGGACGAUGGGUGUAGAAGAGAUGUCUUCAAAACGUUUGGGAGGCAUGUUGUGGUAAGCAGGGUUCCAUAGAGAGAGAACAUGAAGAUUAUUUUCCUGUAUGAACAAAUAAAAGAGGGACAGAGGAUUGCUAUGGCGAAAGAGUGACUCACUGAAAACUGUAGGUGUUGCAGAGCCACUUGAAGUGAGUUGUGACCAAAACAGAAGCUUGCACCAGUCAUCCGACAACCGAAGCACUGAGCCGUUGUGGUCCGUUUUCGGGCCAUGCCAACCACUCUGUAAAAAUCCAGAUCACACCAAACACAUAGAAAACAAACAAAAAAAAGUUAAAAGAAGAAUCUUUAUCCUGCUCAGUUCUGUCCAGGUUUCCGUCUUCCCUCUGCCUUUCUCUAAACAGUUGCAUCCUGUCAUGGACUGAUAUGAAAUGCCAGAAAAAAUGGCAUGAUUCCAGCUCUACUCUAUUUCUCUGUAGCGAACUUACAAAGGACUAACACUACAAGGAAUUCCAGGAAUUCCAAGGAAUUCUGUUCGGAUCGCUUCUUAACGGACGUGGCCCAUCAGUGUCUCCAUUAAGAGGCUUAUUUAUUGCUGAUGUUUUUUUUUUUCUUUUGUUGAGUGAUGCACUUUAUCAAAGAACAACACAUGAUGAGCGGUGUCUUGGUACAUCACAUUUAACCAAUCAGACUAUCAGUGGUGCCACAUGGAGUACUUUCCCAUUAGAAUUGCAGCCCAACCACAGAUGUUUUUGACCACAUAAACAUUUAAGUAUUAAGUUAUAUUUUUGGAAAAAAAAUGGCUGGUUUAUUUAUGUGUAUGUGUGUAUAGUCUAUGGCGGCCAAUAAUAUUGAAAUGAAAGAACUGAAGCCUUUUUAAAGCUUGCUCACAUACCCCAUGGGUUCCUCAAAUUUGAUAUCUCACCAAUGAGGAUGUUUCCCCACUUUCCCCCUGAAUGAUGGUUGGUUUUGUAUCAAUGAACCCUCCUAGCAGUUUUGAACCCCAACAAAAAGUGUAUUAUUUUAGGGAAAACUAAAAGUGGUUUGUUUUGUAUCAAUUAACCCUCCUAGCAGUUUUGAACCCCAACAAAAAGUGUAUUAUUUUAGGGAAAACAAAAAGUGGUUUGUUUUGUAUCAAUUAACCCUCCUACCAGUUUUGAGUCCCAACCAAAAGUGUAUAAUUUUUGGAAGAAGAUGCUAUUCAUUCUGAUCAUUUUCUGGUUCUGGUUCAUUUUCUGGCAAACAAAAAAGCCACUUGACGCUACAAUGAGUUCUCAGAACGAGAAACUACAAAUAGAUCUAUGAGGAAAUACAUGUCUACUAUGGAUUGCAGCAACAGAUUCCCGAUAUUCAAAAAUGGUCUUUGUUCAUUCGUAACACACAAAGCAGCAGUUUUUUCAAACCCUGCAAGCUAUAACAAUAAUAAUAAUAAUAAUAAUAAUAAUAAUAAUAUCUGUUCCAUGGCACUUUCCAGUUUUAUAGUUGCAUGGCUGAGAGGCUAAACAUUAAAGUUGCGUCUUCAUAACUGUCUGCAUUUGAAUCUGCCUGCAUUUGAAUGUAAGAAUCCCUUAGUGCAGAUGCAGGUUCCCCUUUGACGAUGGGACUUCUGCACGUACAUUUCAUCUGUCUCUGCUGAAACCAUCAUCAGCUUGGGUGAUGCCUAGUGACAAAAUACAGGGAUGAAAUCUAUCACGGCCAAAGUCAGGAGAAGGUCAAGAAUAUUAUGUUCAUAUAUGCCUUGCUGGUUUUGACUUGUAUCUAAAAUGUAUAUAGAUAAAAACAAAAGGAGGCAGCUUCCCUUUCCAUUUCAAUGUUCAACAUGCUAUGCUCAGUGCACCUUUUAAUUCAUUUUCAGUAUAAUGUAAAAUGAAAAAAGGUUCUGAAUAGCGCCGCCUUUAACUUGCUCAAUUGAACAACAGCUGCAAGGAACAAUGAGGGUCCUUGAGAUUUCUUGGCAAAAGAUCCCAUAUGGUACAGUAAGCCACUAGGCCCGGUCGGUUGACUAGCAGCAGAGCUUCCUUUGGUUCACGAAAACAUUUGUAUGUCUUUUCAUUGCCAUUUGAGAGGCAUCAUUUGUGACAUUUCAUUCACUUCUGUAUGCCAUUGUCAUACAAUCUGGCCCUUCCGGUUAUGUUUGGAGGUUGUUAUUUAUACUCAGAACUAUGCAAUGUUUUAUUUCAUAAUAAACAAAUAUAUUUCCUCAUUAGGUUUCUAGAACUGAGGAAAUUUACUUUUUUUUUUUUUUUUUUUCAUUCCAUAACGGCUGGACCAGUCCUAGUUCACGGGAGAUUUUUUGCCCUUUAUUGUUAGUUUUUAUUCAUAAUAGUAAUGGGUUGUUGAUUACCUUUAUUUAUUCUAGAAUUGUAGAAAAUGAGUAGUAACUAAUUAUUUGUUUUCCUUGGUUCCAUUCCUUUUUCCUUGCUCCCAACCCAGUAAAGGUCAUGACUCCUUUGUGCAUUCAUUUCUAACUUUAAACUGUUCUUAAUUAUCUACUCUUGGGCAAUACAUUUUGUUAUUUUGGGAAUCUGCGACUUACCAUUUGUGUAUUGGUGGAAGCUGUGCCUAUUAGGCCACUGCAUAGGAGAUCACAGCUUAGAAGGAGGAUGCAUUAACUGCUACCCUGGUGGUCCUUUUUCCCCAAAAUCAACUCCUGACAUCGACCUGUGUUUGCAUAGUUCUACAUUUUACAGUAUGUGCCUGCAAUUGGGGUUGUUUGAAGGGAUGCCAAAUCUGCCAGUCAUGAUAGUUUGGCUAACUUUCAUACUUGUUCCUUAAUACUGAAAGGUACUCGUAGGACAUGUACAUUAAUGUAGAACUAAACAAUUUCAUUCUGUAAAGCCUAAAAAUGACACUUCACAGUUUUAUUGCACAUUAUAUUUAGUAAUUAUUUUGACGUUUGAAACUGAGUGAGAGCAUUCAGGAAACUAAUGUCUGAUCUGAGGGGCCAAAAAAAGACACUGCUAAUGGUCUAUUGAUCUCUACCAAUGUCAAUUCUUAUAUUACAGAACCAAUCAAAGUGGGUGUACUGUAUGUUAGUUGUAAAAGAUGGGAUACAAAAAAUUGCACCCUUCAUGUUCCUUUUCUAAGUUUGUAAUUACCUGCGCCGUAUACUUAUGACCUUAGAGCACUGAAUAGGGUGUCAAAUCUCUUCUUUAUUGCACAAUAGAGGGCUGAUAUUGAGCAAUGGACAUAAAAGUGUUAUUUAUAUUUAAAAAAAAUCACUGAGAGAGGCCUCUUAACAGAUGUACAUAAUGUUGAUGUUUUCUUUUUUCCUAGUUGUGGUUUCCCUUGUAUAAAUAGGCCUACUGUAUGUUUUUGGGGGCUUGAAGCUAUGGCUGCAGAUGAGCCUCAAGGAACUUUCUCAUCAAAGGGAUGGAUGCAUUGUUAAUAAAAAAAAUUUAAAAAAAAUCA
This is a messenger RNA of Alosa sapidissima (American shad), 9062 nucleotides long. RefSeq names its product RPTOR independent companion of MTOR, complex 2b (gene rictorb). Gene Ontology annotation, biological process: positive regulation of phosphatidylinositol 3-kinase/protein kinase B signal transduction; TORC2 signaling. The coding region runs from base 30 to 5402 and encodes 1790 amino acids. The transcript is spliced from 39 exons. The record is from RefSeq and is a predicted model, not a curated record. Gene Ontology annotation, cellular component: TORC2 complex. NCBI's taxonomy places the organism in Eukaryota, Metazoa, Chordata, Actinopteri, Clupeiformes, Clupeidae. Gene Ontology annotation, molecular function: protein serine/threonine kinase activator activity.